Molecule: messenger RNA, 231 nt
Organism: Blastomyces dermatitidis ER-3
Lineage: Eukaryota; Fungi; Ascomycota; Eurotiomycetes; Onygenales; Ajellomycetaceae
Exons: 1
Coding region: 1-231 (76 amino acids)
Source: RefSeq, a predicted model, not a curated record
AUGGAUUCGAUGGAAGAUUUCAACGGUGGAUUCGAUGGAAGAUUUCAACAGUGUAUUCGAUGGAAGAUUUCAACGGCGGAUUCGAUGGAAGAUUCAACAGUGUAUUCGAUGGAAGAUUCAACGGUGGAUUCGAUGGAAGAUUCAACGGUGGAUUCGAUGGAAGAUUUCAACAGUGUAUUUGAUGGAAGAUUCAACAGCGGAUUCGAUGGAAGAUUUCAACAGCAGAUUUGA